This is a messenger RNA of Nicotiana attenuata, 2016 nucleotides long. RefSeq lists its product as uncharacterized. Lineage: Eukaryota; Viridiplantae; Streptophyta; Magnoliopsida; Solanales; Solanaceae. The annotation marks the transcript as partial. The record is from RefSeq and is a predicted model, not a curated record. Gene Ontology annotation, molecular function: nucleic acid binding. The transcript has 7 exons.
AUGGCAAUUGAUAAUGGAAAUUCUUCUGCAACUGUUGCGGCAAAGACGAUAACCUCGUUAAGCCGAACUGUUGUACGACCGACCGAAAAACUGGGAAAAUUUUCUAGAGCCAACUUCAAAAGAUGGCAGCAAAAAGUGUUCUUUUGGCUUACCACACUUGGUAUGCAAAAGUUCACCAGUGAAGACACUCCCGUGCCAGCCGCCGACAUGCCUGACAAUGAAAAAUUUAUGAUUGUUGAGGCGUGGAAACAUGCAGAUUUUCUUUGCAAAUGCUACAUCCUAAGUGCUUUAGAUGAUGACUUGUACAAUGUUUACAAUGCUAUGAAUACUUUGAAAGAAUUAUGGGACGCACUUGAGAAGAAGUAUAAGACCAAAGAUGCAUGCUUGAAAAAGUUUGUGGUUGCCAAGUUUCUAGACUAUAAAAUGAUAGACAGCAAACUUCAAGAGAUUCAACUUAUUUUUCACGACCUUAUGGCUGAAGGUAUGGUAGUGAAUGAAGCAUUUCAAGGGGCUACAAUGAUUGAAAAGUUGCCUCCUUCGUGGAGAGAUUUCAAAAACUACCUAAAGCACAAGAGCAAAGAACUGAAGUUGAAAGAUCUUACUAAGGAGCAGAACAAGAAAAAAUUCAAGGACAACUACUACAAUUGCGGAAAAGCUGGUCACAAAGCCCCUAAUUGUCGUCUCCCGAAAAAGGACAAGAAAAAGGGACAGGCCAACUUAGUGGAGAAGAAUGAUGAAAUUGAUAAUCUGUGUGCAAUGCUUUUGGAAUACAACCAAGGUGGAAAUCCGAAAGAGCGGUGGAUUGACUCUGGAGCCACUCGAUAUGUUUGUGAUGUUAAAGAAGCAUUUGCAACUUACUCUACUGCUGGUCCCGAAGAAGAGCUUUCCAUGGAAAAUACUACAACAACCAAGAUUGAGGGUUAUGGGAAGAUAUUCCUGAAGAUGACUACUUGCGAGUUAUUGUUACUCGGUAUGGUGGAUUUUGACAUUAUUCUGGGCAUGGACUGGUUGUCGCCCCAUUUUGCUAUUCUUGAUUGUCACGCCAAGACCGUGACGCUGGCUAUGCCAGCUCAGCGCAUGGUUGAGAAGGGGUGUGCUGCGUAUUUGGCUUAUGUGAGAGAUGUUACUGUUGAUACCCCUUCUGUUGAUUCUGUUCUAGUGGUACGGGAUUAUCCUGAUGUAUAUCCAGCUGAUCUUCCGGGCAUGCUGCCUGAUAGAGACAUUGAUUUUGGCAUUGAUCUGUUGCCGGGCACUCAGCCCAUUUCCAUUCCUCCGUAUCGUAUGGCUCCUCCUGAGUUGAAGGAGUUAAAGGAUCAGUUGCAGGAAUUGCUUGGUAAGGGUUUUAUUCGACCCAGUGUUUCACCGUGGGGCCAUGUGAUUUCUAGUGAGGGUAUUCGGGUGGAUCCGAGGAAGGUAGAGGCCGUGCAGAGUUGGCCUAGGCCGUCCUCAACUACACAGAUUCGCAGUUUCCUUGGCUUGGCGGGUUACUACCGUCGUUUCGUGGAGGGAUUUUCAUCGAUUGCUGCCCCUAUGACUAGAUUAACCCAGAAGGGUGCCCCAUUUCAGUGGACAGAGGAGUGUGAGGCGAGCUUUCAGAAGCUCAAGACAGCUUUGACUACAGCCCCAAUCUUGAUGUUGCCUACCGGUUCGGGUCGGGUUCUAGCUUGUGUGGUUUCCCGGUCUUCCUUAUUUGAUCGUAUCAGGGAGCAGCAGUAUGAGGACCCUCAUUUACUUGUUCUUAACGACAAGCAGGCCAAGUGUGAGCACCAGCGCCCGGGUGGGUUGCUCCAGCAGAUAGAGAUUCCGGAGUGGAAAUGGGAGCGCAUCACCAUGGAUUUUGUAUCUGGACUUCCACGGACCUUGAAGAAGUUUGAUUCCAUUUGGGUUAUUGUGGACCGGCUGACCAAGUCCGCUCAUUUUAUUCCUGUGUGUACCACUUAUUCAUCGGAGCGGUUGGCGGAGAUUUAUAUCCGGGAGAUCGUCCGUCUGCAUGGUAUUCCAGUUUCUAUCAUUUCG